GAUCGCAAUCGUUUAUUGUUAUUUUAAUUUGUGUCUUUCUGAAAUGGGAGCUUUGACAAGCCGUCAGAAUGCAGGAGUGGAGGAGGUCGAUAUACCGUCUAAUUCUGUUUACAGAUACCCACCCAAAUCUGGAAGUUAUUUCGCUAGCCAUUUUAUAAUGGGAGGAGAGAAGUUUGAUUCGACUCAUCCUGAAGGCUACCUCUUUGGUGAAAACACAGACCUCAACUUCCUAGGCAACAGACCAGUAGUGUUUCCAUACAAUGCUCCUCCUCCUCAUGAGCCAGUCAAGACUCUCCGCAGUCUCAUCAACAUACGGAAAGACACUCUGCGGCUUGUCCGAUGUAGUGAAGACAUGAAGUUGCCUGGACAGGAAGUUGGGAAAAGCCACAGCUGCUACAACAUUGAGUUUACCUUUGAUGCCGACACACAAGUUGCCAUCACUAUAUACUACCAAGCCAUUGAAGAGUUUCACAAUGGUGUGCCAAUAUAUUUGCCGCAGGACAGCUCUCUGCAGUCAGAGACGGUGCAUUUCAAACGCGGCGUCUGCCAACAGUUCUGUCUGCCCUCUCAUUAUGUCAACUUAUCAGAGUGGGCAGAGGACGAGCUACUUUUUGACAUGGAUAAGGACAUCUAUCCGAUGGUUGUACAAGCAGUAGUGGAUGAGGGAGAUGAACACUUGGGACACUCACAUGUUCUUCUUGCAACCUUUGAGAAGCAUAUGGAUGGAAGUUACUGCGUGAAACCUCUAAAGCAGAAACAAGUGGUGGAUGGAGUCAGUUACCUGCUGCAAGAGAUCUACGGCAUAGAGAAUAAAUACAACAGUCAAGAAUCAAAGGUUGCUGAAGAUGAGAUUAGUGACAACAGCGCUGAAUGUGUGGUGUGUUUGUCGGACGUGCGGGACACACUGAUCCUGCCCUGCAGACACCUGUGCCUGUGCAACGCCUGUGCAGACACGCUGCGCUACCAGGCCAACUGUUGCCCCAUCUGUCGACUGCCAUUUCGUGCCCUUCUUCAAAUCCGAGCGAUGAGGAAAAAACUGAGCCCACUUACACCUACUGGAUUUAACCCUGUCAUCACCUCACAGACGUCAGAUUCAGAGGAGCACUCGGCGUCAGAGCACAUCCCACCAGGCUACGAAGCUGUGUCCCUGUUGGAGGCCUUGAAUGGGCCCCUGAACCCGUCGCCAUCUGCUCCUCCACUUCAGGGCCUCACCAGGGGCCAUGUUUCUGGAUCCGUGCCCACAUUUGGCAGUGAGAGCCACCACACGCCCGUGCGCUCCCUCUCUCCACUAGAUCAUUCUGUCAACCCCAACCAGACUGUGAAACACAAGAAAAGUGGCUCAAAAUCACUCUCCCAGAAUUCAUCAGUUCUGCCUGAGGAGGAGGAUGAGAAGUCAUGCAGCGAAUCUGAAGCGCAAACAUGCAGGAGAAAACUACAUGUAGAACAACAAGAGGUACAGUCUGGAGUGACUCCUGAAAGCGACAACCUCACCUUGUCAUCCUCGGGGGCCAUCGAUCAGUCCUGUAACGGGACGCCUCUCUCCUCCACGAUCACCUCCCCAGAGGAUCCAGUCAGCAGCAGCCUGGCUCAGUCAGUGAUGUCCAUGGCGUCGUCUCAUAGUCAGCACUCUCAGAUCAGCACAGACACUCUGUCCUCAAUGUCUGGAUCCUACAUGGCUGGAGCCGAGGGGGAGGAGGCUGCUGAGACCCCAGCCGAGAGCAGAGCACCUUCACAACAUGAGGGUGAGGAUAUCCCUAAUGAUGGAAAAGCGCAUAACUUUGUGGCUGCCAUUCUUGAAGAACAGGAUUCAGAGGGAAAUGAUGUGACUGAGGAAGAUUGCGCAUCUCCCACCAAAGAACAUGGUGGGCGCAGGAGGAGCGAGGCGCCUUGUCCAGAGUUUGACAAUAACAAUCAGGGGCAGUCUGACACCCACUGUAUGACAGGCCUGGACAAUGAGCAGCCUCCUGACGGCCGAUUCGCUGGUCUGUUAUACCUCGAUGUCUAUCGGCAUGGACGGGAUCCUUUGACUCACCACGCGUCCACGAGCAACAUCAAUCUGGAGGAGCAAGGGGUCACCAAUGAGGCAGCAAACCCCAAAAAUAAAUCUAAUCGUGGACCCUUAGUUGUGUGAAAUCUUCAGACCUUCCCCAAUCAUAUGAAGAGUUUCUCUUUCUUCAAACCCAAAAUCGUGCCCACACCAAUUUACUCAUGGAUCGCAUCCUAAAAGCAAAACAGAGAGGAUUGAUUGCGUGGUUUCCUUUCUCCAUUGUGUUAGAUGUCAUGUUUUAGUGCUCUUUUGGUGUUCACGCCAACGCUCCACCCCCUCAUGUGUGCAAAUGAAGGGAUGACUCAAACAAGCUCUCCUGAUGAAAGCCUGCAAAAUGAGGACACGUUAAAACUUCAGCAUUUGAUCCAAACAUUGCUUCUCUCAAGGAGAGCAUUUCAUUUCAAGCCUGUGCAAAAUGCGUUCUGACAGUUCGGCAAGCACUUUUAACUCCUUUAAAUUUAUCCUCAAAUCCUGCUGAUCUGAUUCAACAUCCCUUGGUAUUUUUCUCAGAAACGUCACUGAGCAUUUGUAUGACUAUUUCAACUUGUACUCCUCGAUUUAUACCCACAGUACCUAAGACAGGUGUUUCAAAAGAAUACAGAGGGAGGAAUUUUCAGAAUUGUCGGUUAUAAACACAAGAGCAAUACCGCAUAUUUGCUCACAGUUCUGCCCUUGUCAGUUUGCUGCAGCUCAUUUGGAGCUUCACGUACAGCCCUGCAUGUUACAAAGACACAAAGCUACUGAGCUGCCUAACCACGUCUGGCCACGGAGACGCUACUGAACUGCUUACUACCGAGCAUUUAUAGAAAAUUGAGAUUUCUGGGAAAAUUCGCAUUAGUGGUUGUGCCUCAGAUCGCUACUGUUGAUGGUAUGUGCUACUGUUAAGCUUUUCGUGCGUUGUUCAAAAGAUAUGUCUAUGGUACAAUCUUGCAUAUGCCUAUAUCUGAUAGUUAGUCGGUUCGUACCCAAGGCUUGAAGUAAAGCUGAAGCAGCUCUUCAGAAGUGCGUUGUUGGACUCGUAUAUGGCAGGUCUGAUUUUCUGUUAUGUAUUCCUUUUUAAAAAUUGUUGCACUUUUCUAUGAGGUCCAGAAAGUGUUUAUUAGCAGUCGUUAUACGGAGAAAAUGAUGGAAAGAUUUUUGAAACAUGUGCCACAAACUUGAAAAAACAAAACAAUCAAACUGUCAGUUUCUCAUCAGUUCUGCCAAACCGAAUCAUAGUGUCUAAACUUGCUCUUUGUUGCACCAAUGGUACAAUAUUGGAUAUUUUAUUUAAAGAAAAUCUAUUUCUGAUCUUUGGGUUUUCUUUGAAACUACUUAAAAGGAUAGUUCACCACAAAAAUAAAUAAAAUUAAUAAUCUCAUUAGAGAUGUCCUGAUCAGGUUUUUUGCCCUCAAGUCCGGGACAUUUGAUUUUGAGUAUCUACUUAUACCUAAACUUGAUCCGAUACUUCUAUAAUACAUAAAUAAGAAUAGAGCGAACAACCAGAUCCAGGAUGUUCCUAAUUUUUCAUUUAAUUCACCUUAUUUUAACAUUCAAUCACUCUGUUAACAAACAGAGCACUUUUGUGAGGUAGCUUGAACAGUAAUAAAUAACAUCAAUUCUUCACUUUUGCAAUUUAGUGCAACAGUAAAUAUAAAUAAAAUCUAAUAUAAAAACAAACAGCACCUCAUCUUAAAAUACCCAACAGGCAAUCCCAAGUUUUACAUGUCUCACAGUUUGCUGUGGCAAUGUUGUCAUUGAAAAAAAGCAGACGUACUUGAACUUUUUGCUUCAAGUUGCUUGCGUGUUCUAUUUUACCGUCAUUUAAUUAAUAGGGUAUCUGCAACAAAGUGAUGUCAAUGCGCACGUGUUGCUGUGUCUGUGUGAAGUCAAGAAAGAGGUCUAACUCUUUGCCACCGCAUAACUAUAGAUGUGAGAAAAAACUAUGAGAAUUUGUAUAUAUAUAUUCGAGUCCUGAUCAGGAGGUAACAUCUGAUUCCGAUCGAGUCUGCUUUCUGAUCACGUGAUCGGAUCUGGACAUCCCUAAAUCUCCUUAUUAUUCUAAAAUGACUUUGGACUCCAUUAGGGUCAUAAGUGAACAUUUACAUUUACGGGCAAUAUUUGCCCCCUAUGUGCCCCACUUAACGUGUCACUUUGAAUUUGUGGAGCAUUUAGUUUAUUUUGGAAACAUUUUUGCCCCCAAAAUUUUGUUUCCCAUUAUCCUAAUUUGUGCAUAAUUUGUUCACUUUUUUGGCACUUUUGCCUCCGAAUGUGAGAAAUUGAGUUAAUUUUGGAUGCAUUAUUACCUCAAGCGUUUACUUUUUUCACUGUAACGCAAAUAUAUUAGGCAUUUAUUACAUUAUUGUGACAUUUUUGUCUCUAUUUCUUGAAUUUGUGGGGAAUUUAAUCUAUUAUGGUGGCAUAUUUUGCCACAAGCACCUAUUACUUUUUUUGCCCCAAUCUUGAAUUUGUGGGACAUGUAGUUCAUUUUGCACAAGCCCCUGUAAAUUUCCAUCCAACCAGAGGUGGACUGGGACAGUAUUUUUGCCAGUAUCUUUGUUACUGAACUAUUCCUGGGGGGAUGGUGGUUUGAGUGAUCAGUAAAUAAAGAGUGAGGGGAAGCGAUCAGUAAGUGUUUUUUUUGAGGGGGUUUAGUGGGUGGGGGUGUCAGGCCAGAUUCUCUGUGGCAGGACAGACCAUCAGGCCACUGGAAAGUGUCCCGGUGCUCCCUAUGGCCAGUCCGCCUCUGUAUCCAACUGACUAUAAAGAUUAUUCUCAAAUGAUUUUUUGGUCUUCCUCAGAAGAAAAAAGUCAAAUGUUUGGAACGACUUGAUGGUAAAUGAAUGAAAAGAAUGUAAAAUAUUUUGGGUGAACUAUCCAAUGCUCCCAUCUGAGCACGUUUUCAUGACUCAUUAGCAUUUGUCUGGAUGAUCUGAAAAGAAAAAAGGAUUCACAGUACAAUCAAAUAGUGAUUUUCUCUCUUUUAAAAAUGUCUAUUGUACUUUGAGAACCAACAAAGCUUUUCCUUUGUGUGGAAAAUGUUUAUUUUGUAUUUUUUUAUGUUAGCUUAGCUCUUGUUAGCGUUGUAAUAGUCUGUUCGACGUGUUGUUUACUGUAGUAUAUGAACGGUGUGACAUUUCUCCAAAUGAGAUUGUAUACAUUACACAUGCACUAGUAGAUUUUCCCUCGACAGCAGAUAUGCGGUGCAUGUGGUAAGCGCAUGGUAGAUGCAGUCAGAAAAUAGAAGUCCUCCACUUUUACAUUUGCACUAUAUGUCAAGCCCUUCCACACUGAACUUAUACAGCCUGUAAGCAACAGGUACCAAAUCACAAGACAAGCAAUACAGCACGUUGUUGUCUGGAGGCAAUACAGAUGGCCAUGCACUGAAUGUUUUACAGCAGAAUGUCAUUUUACCUGCAGAGAGAGACAGCUGUGGUGUAACAUACACAGAGCAUGGAUCAAUUCAAGGGUUUUCUCCAGUUUUGUUAUCUGUAUUGCUUUUGUGAUUCUUCCUCUGUCUGCAGCAGGAGUGACUCGAAACUACACCUACUUGAGGAAUGGGUUGCAUCAAUUCACUUUUGUAGAAUGAAGAUUACAAAAUGUCAAAACCACAAUAAACUUUUUUCUUAAAAAUAA
This is a messenger RNA of Danio rerio (zebrafish), 5662 nucleotides long. The record is from RefSeq and is a predicted model, not a curated record. NCBI's taxonomy places the organism in Eukaryota, Metazoa, Chordata, Actinopteri, Cypriniformes, Danionidae.